AUGGCUUCAGAUCCGCCGACAUCUCUUGAUACAAAUGUACUGGAGAAGAUUUUUACCAAGCCUGUGCUACUUCAAAAUGAUAAGUCUUACUAUCUUCGUCGUUACUUUCCCCUCCCGAAAGACCAAUCUUGGAAUAUAUAUCAAACUACGAUGGAGGGCACUGUGACGCAGGGCACUAUACCGAUUUCUGUCUUCGUUACUGCGCCGGGAGCUUACAUCUGCACUUACAUCGAGACGAAAAAUGCUUCAAUACCAUUUAAAGCUCGUCAUUUGCUGAAAUAUUAUUACCAGCAACUAUACGGCAACCUGGCCGGGCUGAAUUAUAUUGGUUAUUGCGACAUCACCUACGCUACCGCCCGCACCGCUAUGUUGAACGCGGCUACCACUAUCCAUGGGCUCAAUGGAUGGAAGCCCUGUGCGGUCUUCCAUUUCGGCUUCCACCAAGUCCACGUCAUGCGCAGUAUUUUAGAUAGCAAAGUCUACACUCCACACCCGGCGAUCCGCUCUACACCAGGCGGUGGCAAGUAG
Daldinia caldariorum is the source of this 528-nucleotide messenger RNA. RefSeq lists its product as uncharacterized. The record is from RefSeq and is a predicted model, not a curated record. Bases 1 to 528 code for a protein of 175 amino acids. The transcript is spliced from 2 exons. NCBI's taxonomy places the organism in Eukaryota, Fungi, Ascomycota, Sordariomycetes, Xylariales, Hypoxylaceae.